CCCCGCAUCGGGCUCCCUGCUCGGUGGGGAACCUGCUUCUCUCUCACCCGCUCCCCUGCUUGUGUUCCCUCUCUCGCUGUGUCUCUGCCUGUAAAAUGCAUAAAUAAAAUCUUAAAAAAAAAAAAUGUUAUCCCAUCCCCCAAAUCUGAUCUUAUUAGUAGAACCUCUACAAAAAUUGUAGCCAAUUACUAGAUUUUGAAUUUCAUCAAUAAAAAAAAAAUGUGGACGUUUGUUUUGUUCUGUAAGUACAUAUUAUUCUCAAUUUGGCCUCUUGGCCCUCAAAGUCUAAAAUACUAACUGGUCCUUUAUAGGAAAAGUUUGCCAACCCUGCUCUAGAGUCUGGUUUGUUGUUGGGGAAGUGGCAGCAGGGCAGGUGGAGUCAGAGUGAGGUCAUGUGACACUAUUCUGGAAUCCGUGGGGGACUAGAUACAGAUUAGAAUACCAGCUCCUUUCUCCCCAUUGCCUCUAACCUUAGUUUUUCUGUUAGCUCUGAUACUUUUCUGUUCAUUCAGUUUGUUUAAAUUCUCUUCACACUUCUCCCCGGAAGAGAGUGAAACACCCAAACUGAUAAAUCUUUUAAGUAAGACAGCUUGGCAUAGGAUUUAAAGUUUAGCUGGAAAUUGAACUGGUAGCAGUUUAGAACUUGAUUUAACACCUCCUUCAGGGUGAUGUAACUUACUGAAUUUAUUGUUAAUUCCUUAUGUGCUAUCACUGUUAGUGGGACAAGUGAUUGAAUUUAGAUUUCCAAUAGCCUGCUUUUUGCUGUUGAGUGUUGGAAAAUAAAAAUAAUCCAAUAAAUGUUGAAAGUUCAUUUGAUUUUUUUUAAAUGUGGUUGCAUAUACUUGAUUUUAAAAGUUUUUAGGGAAAAGUUAAUAGUUAUGUAAAGCAGUUUAGCAAUAUGAUAGGUACAUUAUGAUUAUAUCUGUGUAAAAAUACCAAGAGAAAAUUUACCAAAACGCUAACAUUAGUGACGGGAUUAAGGGCGAUUCUGCCCUUUUCUUCAUUUUUCAAAAUUUUUGUUAGUGGGCGUGUGACUUUCAUAAUAAUCUUUUACAUUUACAAAUAAACCAUUGCUAGGAUAAUUAAUGUGAUGUCCUGAAAAGGAGUGAAAGGUAGCUUUGGUUUAAGCUCAGCCGUGGGGCAGACAUGAAGGCGCUGCUUAGUAAAGGUGAAGAAGCUCUGAGCAAUCAAGUACCCAUCCCUUCUUCCGGUUGAAGGCGUGGCUUUCUCUGACAGAGCUCUUACUUGCCCAGGGCCCCUGUGGUUUCUGGACUCAUUCUGGCCAUAGUAGCUCACCAAGGCCUUGCAGUCUGAAACUAUUCUAUGUUACUGGCUUCUAUUCUUGAGUGCAGGUAUUCCUGGGAGAUGGGAGUGUGAAGAACUUAGUUGUGUGGCCCUUGUGCCUUCCCCAGAGUUUGGAGAGGGGGGGGAGUGAGUAGUUGGUGUGUUUUCCCUCCUCAGACCCCAGGACUUCUUGGGUUUCCUGAGACCUGGUUGAAUUAAAGAGUGAAUUUCAACCUAUUUAGUUUCUUAAAUCAUGAACUUUCAAAGCCUUAAGAUGAAAGCGAUGGAUUGGAGCUUAACAGUGACAGUUGUGCCUGUCCACUGAAAAUUUGUUGAAUUUCAAUCCAUGAAAAUAGAAAGUGAUUUCUAAGUGGUUUUGUCCUCGCCUUCUGGGCACUGUAUUGCCUGUUAGCAGAGGGUCAAGUGGGAGAGGGAGAAUGGGAAAUUCUGAACAUUUUGGUUCCUAGGUAGCAGACGGUACAGUUCCAUUCAUGAUUUUAGCAAAAAGUUAGAAAUUUCUCUCCUCUGAUUGCAGUUGGUUAAAAGUGGGCUCUCUGCUUGCGUAAAUUUGGUCACUCAGCCCCUUCUCUCAUGAGGGGCUUUUCUGCAGGACACUGCCCUAUCUGCUGAGUUACAGGUUUCCUGCUGUGUGGUACUUUUCACAAGGAAUAGGGAUUAGGCUUUCACCUCUCAAUGCACUGCCUGCUGGCGGCAUCAUAAAACUAUCGGUAUUGCUUUGUGGGCUUUGCCCUACUGUGACUUCAUUUCUUAUAAUCAUUCAGCAAACUGUAUUCAGUUCUUACUUGCUGUCAAGGAUUUUAUAAUCUAGUAGUAGAGAAAAAUGUACAGAUUAUUAAUAUGCAUUGCAGGAUAAAGGCUAUAAAAUGUCUAGAGAACAUGCUGGCAAAACUUAGAGAUUAUCUUUUAACUAGGGGCAAGGGCAGAAAGGGGAGGAUGGGUGGAAGUCAAGGAGGGCAACAUGGAGGUGGUGGCAUCAGAUUUAUUACCAUUGAAUUCAGCCUCGAAAGAUUUCUACAAGUAAGGAAGCGGACAUAAACAAAGGGAAGUUAAAGAUCUAUUUGCAAGUCACCAAGGACUCCAGUUUUAGCAGCUGGAAUGGAGAGGAAUCAAGGGAAUUAAGGCUGGAAAAAAAGUAUUGGGCCAGAUGUUUAGGGCCUGGAAUGCCAGGCAGAAUGGUUGGUGCUUAUCUGGAGCUACUGGGGGAAGCUAAAGACUUUUAAGAAAGUGAGAAUUAAAUUUGGGCUCUAGGAAGAAUAAACAAGUGCAGUGUAGUAUAAAUUGGACAAGGGAGAGACUGGAAGCAAAGUACCAAGUCCCUGACCUACGACUUAAAGUGAGAUAAUUUGUUGCCUGAUGUCUGUCCUCCUCUGUGGCAUCCCUGCCAGCCAGAGUCCUUGUGGAGCCCUGGUAUUUGCGAGUGGCACUGUGGACAUGGCUGCCCCAAGCAAGCAGGCUUGCCGAGACGCUCCUUCUCCAAGAGGACAGACUGUGCCCGAAGUCAGGGUGACUUCCCCUGGCUGCCUCCUGGUUUUUUUACUGAGGCACUGAUACCAAGCAAACAGGCACCACUCAGGGUUGGCAGAUUUAACAAAUAAAAAUACAGGAUGCCAGUUAGAUUGGAAUUUCAAAUAAUGGAUACAUUUUUAUUAUCAGUAUGCCCCAUGAAAUACUUGGUUUAUCUGAAAUUCCGAUUUAACUGGGUGUCCCAUGUUUAAUCUGACAAUCCUAACCACUGUUCAGUCUUCUCUGCUCCUGGCUCUGGACUCUGCUUCCUCCUCUCCCAUUUUCCACCUCUUACCUCCUGAGUUAGUCUCCUAGUGGGUCCAGAGUUAGAGGGAGUCUGUGCUGCCCAGGAGGGAUCCGCCUAGUAGUUUGGAGGAUGGGUGUCCCAUCUCAGUGCCAGGGUUUGGGACAUGUGUGCAGCACGAGGUACAGCUUUCUGUCUAACCAGACGGAAAGACCCUGUGUUCCAGUGCCAAAAGGGACAGGAGAACAUCAGGCCCUAGGGAGACUUCUAGGUUUCUGCCUGGUGUCUCCAAAUGUACCUGGGACGCAGAGGUGAUGUCCCUGCAGUUUGGCUCCUCCUGCACCUCACCUUAUCCUGCUUUCCCCUUUCCAGUUCCUCUGUACCCCACUCACAUCCCACAAAAGUACUUGGAACUCUUGGACCUAGACAUACUAAGUUCAUACUUAGCCCUUUGCCUAAAACAUCCUUCCCCAUUCUUCUACCCACCAGCACCUCCUCAUUUCCCUUCCUCUCCCAGACUGGGCCCCACGCUCUGGGUUCCCAAGGAACCCUCAGCAAACCUCCUUUAUAACCUUUUCCACACUUGAUUGAUUCUGCCUGUUACUUUUAUGUCUCUCCCAUGAAGGUAUGGGCUUCCAAGGGCAAGGACGUGCUGCUUCAUUAAGGUCCUCAGUGCCUGCCACUGUGCCUGCACUUGGUAGAGGCUCAAUAAAUAUGUGCUGAAUGAACAGCAGACUCUGUUUGGAAGUUUCACUGCCCUUUAAACCUUUAUUUGUAUUCCUCAGGGAGCACCCAGCUCUAGCUCCCCUUGGCCCGUACAUACACCUGGACACUUCUCCAUACUUUAAGGUGGAGAGGAUUUUUUUUAGCACUUUUCAUUAGCAGUAAAGAAAACUUGUCUGGAAAGUCUCAGCCCUCAACCUACCUGUCCCUACACCUUGUAUAUGCCCAGACUAGUAAGGUCUCAAGUAUCCUGGCAUGAGCUACAUCCUCUCACUUUUGUCCCAUGCCUUCUAGCUUCAGGUGCUGCUCCAAGCCCGGACAGUUACUUCAGGUCAGGUGGUUGUUCCCUCUUUGCCCCCUUCUGCACACGCUCUUCUGUGCCUUCUGGAAUCAUCCUCAUUGCUGGCAUCAAAUGCCCUCUGUUGAGCCAUUUGUUGCCUGCACUGUUAGGGCUUAAGGGAAUGAAUAAAGAGAACUGCGCUGCCUGCCUGUCCCUGCUGUGUAGGGGCUCCCAAGUCUAAGACACCCUCCACCUGGACACAUAGAGUGAGCAAAAACACGGAUGGCAUGUUCUGUAAGGGGGUACCUGAAGGAAUUCCGCACGGAGCAGUGCCCACUCUUUGUGCAACACAAAUGCACUCAGCACCGGCCCUACACCUGCUUCCACUGGCACUUCGUGAACCAGAGACGUCGCCGGUCCAUCCGCCGUCGGGACGGCACCUUCAACUACAGCCCCGACGUCUACUGCACCAAGUACGACGAGGCCACAGGCCUCUGCCCGGAGGGCGACGAGUGCCCAUUCCUGCACAGGACCACAGGGGACACUGAGCGCAGGUACCACCUGCGCUACUACAAAACUGGAAUCUGUAUCCACGAGACAGACUCAAAAGGCAACUGCACCAAAAACGGCCUGCACUGUGCUUUUGCCCACGGGCCCCAUGACCUCCGUUCCCCUGUCUACGACAUCAGAGAGCUCCAGGCCAUGGAGGCCUUGCAGAACGGCCAGACCACAGUAGAGGGCAGCAUAGAGGGCCAGACGGCUGGGGCUGCGAGCCAUGCCAUGAUAGAAAAAAUCCUCAGUGAGGAGCCACGGUGGCAAGAGACUGCUUAUGUGCUGGGGAACUAUAAGACGGAGCCGUGCAAGAAGCCCCCGAGGUUGUGCCGCCAGGGUUAUGCCUGUCCCUACUACCACAACAGCAAGGACCGGCGGCGGAGCCCCCGGAAACACAAAUACAGGUCAUCUCCGUGUCCGAACGUAAAACAUGGGGAUGAGUGGGGAGACCCUGGCAAGUGUGAGAACGGAGAUGCCUGCCAGUACUGCCACACCCGCACGGAGCAGCAGUUCCACCCAGAGAUCUAUAAAUCCACCAAGUGCAACGACAUGCAGCAGUCGGGCAGCUGUCCCCGAGGACCUUUCUGCGCCUUCGCCCAUGUAGAACAGCCACCCCUCAGUGACGAUCUACAACCUUCUUCAGCUGUGUCGAGCCCCACUCAGCCGGGUCCCGUCUUAUACAUGCCAUCUGCUGCCGGAGACUCGGUGCCUGUGAGCCCCUCCAGCCCACAUGCCCCUGACCUCAGCGCUCUCCUCUGUAGAAACAGCAAUCUAGGAAGCCCAUCUAAUCUCUGUGGCUCCCCCCCGGGCUCCAUCAGGAAGCCCCCGAACCUGGAAGGCAUUGUCUUCCCUGGGGAGUCUGGCCUCGCCCCUGGCAGCUAUAAGAAGGCUCCUGGCUUUGAGAGGGAAGACCAGGUGGGAGCUGAGUACCUGAAAAAUUUUAAAUGCCAGGCCAAGUUAAAACCCCACUCACUAGAGCCCAGGAGUCAAGAGCAGCCUCUGCUUCAGCCCAAACAGGACAUGCUGGGCAUCCUUCCCGUGGGCAGCCCCCUGACCUCAAGCAUCUCUUCUAGUAUCACCUCCAGCCUGGCAGCUACUCCCCCUAGCCCUGCAGGCACCAGCAGCGUCCCUGGCAUGAAUGCAAAUGCUCUGCCCUUCUAUCCCACCAGCGACACGGUAGAGUCAGUCAUAGAAUCUGCCUUGGAUGACCUGGACCUGAACGAGUUUGGGGUGGCCGCCCUAGAGAAGACUUUCGAUAACAGCACAGUGCCCCACCCAGGCAGCAUCACAAUUGGUGGCAGUUUGCUGCAGAGUUCUGCGCCCGUGAACAUCCCUGGUUCCUUGGGCAGUUCUGCUUCCUUCCACUCAGCAUCCCCGUCCCCUCCUGUCAGCCUCUCCUCACAUUUCCUGCAGCAGCCCCAGGGCCACCUGAGCCAGUCAGAAAACACAUUUUUGGGGACCUCAGCAUCACAUGGAUCUUUGGGUCUGAACGGGAUGAAUAGCAGCAUCUGGGAGCAUUUUGCGUCUGGUAGCUUCUCCCCAGGCACUUCCCCUGCCUUCCUGUCGGGGCCAGGGGCCGCUGAGCUGGCCCGGCUGCGGCAAGAGCUUGAAGAAGCCAACGGCACCAUCAAGCAAUGGGAGGAGUCCUGGAAGCAGGCUAAGCAGGCUUGUGAUGCCUGGAAGAAGGAGGCGGAGGAGGCCGGUGAGCGGGCCAGUGCAGCAGGUGCUGAGUGCGAGCUGGCCCGGGAGCAGCGGGACGCACUGGAGGGGCAGGUUAAGAAGCUACAGGAAGAACUGGAGCGGCUGCACUCGGGCCCCGACCUGCAGGCCCUGCCCACCUUCUCUGACCUGGAGGCCCUCUCGCUCUCCACCCUCUACUCCCUCCAGAAGCAGCUGCGCGCCCACCUGGAGCAAGUGGACAAGGCCGUGUUCCACAUGCAGUCGGUGAAAUGCCUUAAGUGUCAGGAGCAGAACCGAGCGGUGCUGCCAUGCCAACACGCCGUGCUGUGUGAGCUCUGCGCCGAGGGCAGCGAGUGCCCCGUCUGCCAGCCCAGCCGGGCCCACACUCUCCAGUCGUGACCCUGCAGGCCUGGCCCCGGCCCGGCUCAGAUCUUCUUUCCUAGGACUUUUUAAAGUAUAUAUAUAUGUAUGUAUGUAUGUAUGUACGUAUGUAUGUAUGUGUAUAUGAUUCUGUAUAUGUAUACAUUUCUGUGCGCGUGCGGGUGUGCGUGGGCAGCAGUGUGUGAACAGUGUGUAUCUGUACGUAGAUAUAGACACACACUUUAAAACAGACUUACCAAGCACUUUUUAAAAGAAAAAACUCUUUUGCAGCCCUCCCCUUGCCCAUUCUGUCCUUUUCCAUUGCAGAGACAAAGUCCCCUCAUUGCCCACCGGCCUUUUGGCAGGGGAUAGGUUUCUCUUUUUAAUGUAGGAAAACUAACUAGUUUUAACUUCUUCCUGGGGCCCGAGCAGGAAGCUGGAAGGGGCCAAGGGGAGGGACCAAGCCUUCAGGGCAGGCCCUGUUCACUGCACCUCCCGAGGCCAGGGCCAGAGCCAGGGGUGUGGACAUCGGGGGGACAGACCUGGUUCCCAGCCAUGAGGCUUGAGAGGGGGGUGUGCCGGGGGUCUCAGCCAGCCUAGCUCCUAGGUUUUACCAAAUGUGUAUCUAGUCUGGGGCUGGCAGGCCAAAGCUGCAGGGGCCAGCCCCACUCCCAACCCUGGGCCCUUGAAGCUCCUUGAGGGGCAAGGCCCAGGAGUUCUACCCCUCAGGUUCCUGAGGCCAGGGGUCCACCUCAGUCCUCUCCCUCCGGGCCCCCAGAGCAACCUCCCUGGCCCCAGGACCACCUACCAGACUGGCACUGCCCUCUUCAUAACCCCCCAGCUGCUGUCAGCUUCCUCCCUUUCCCCCCUACCCCCUCCGGCAGCUAGCAGGGCAAUUGGUGGGGAGGAGCUGCAGACUGGGGACCAAGGUGGGGCUUAGGCCCUGCCCUCCUCACCGGGAGGGGCUCCGUGCGCAUUCCUUGGUGCUCUCUGAGUGCAGCUGACGUCCUGCCCAUUUGGAGCGGACGCGUGUGUACAUGUGUGUGCGUGCCUGUCCAAUGUAUAUUGUGUCUUAGCUUCCAUUUUAAAAAUUGUUCUGUACAGAAAGAUGCAGUGGGGGCGGGAGGGCAGAGCGGGUGGAGGGAAGCCACCCUGCUCCCAGCGCUGGGGGUCUGGGGUGGGAGCAACAGGGCUGUGAAGGGUCUGGUCUGGCCCAGGCUCCCCCUUGGGCUCAGCACGAAAGGGCUUUCAAUGAAUUAAGUGAAAACUUUUUUUUACAAAAAUGCAAAAAUCAACAAAGCUCCAAACCUAUUGGAAAUAAAAUAUGAACU
Messenger RNA from Zalophus californianus (California sea lion), 7978 nucleotides. RefSeq names its product unk zinc finger (gene UNK). The transcript has 16 exons. NCBI's taxonomy places the organism in Eukaryota, Metazoa, Chordata, Mammalia, Carnivora, Otariidae. Gene Ontology annotation, biological process: cell morphogenesis involved in neuron differentiation. Bases 4338 to 6686 code for a protein of 782 amino acids. The record is from RefSeq and is a predicted model, not a curated record. Gene Ontology annotation, molecular function: mRNA CDS binding; metal ion binding.